AUGGAAGGAGGUGACCCAAUGCAGAUAUGACUUUGUUGCUGUUGGCCGCCCAGAAUAAUUUCACAAACACUGCCUUGUGCUUGAUAAGAGAAGGGAGACAAGUAUCCAAUCAGGUCGACCGGAAGGGGAACACACCACUCCAUUAUGCAGUGAAACAGAAAAACUUAACAGUCGUGAAAGCAUUACUAAAUGCAGGAUACGAUGUAAAUGCUAGGAAACAAUACAGUGGCCUCACACCUUUACACAUUGCUGUGACAGUAUUUGACAACUUUGAGGAUUUCUUGGAGGUUUUUAAAGCCUUUCUUGCCAAGAACUGUAACUUAAACUAUCAGUGCUUCGGAACGUUGGAAACUCCUUUGUACAGAGCUAUUGUUUUAGGCAAAACUGAAAUCGCCGAGUUAUUGCUUAUUUCUGGGGCGGAUCCCAAUUUAUCGAAUCCGUUUGGCGUAUCAUGUCUGCAGAAAGCUGUUCAGAAAAAUAAUACUCGAUUGACAGAGGUUCUCCUACAUUGUGGAGUAAACAAGAAAAAGGAAAUAAGUAUCAUGAAAAGGCAGUCUUCUUUGAUUCGACAAAUGGACAAUUUGAUAGAUCUCACUGAUUUAUUCACAGAAACACAACCAAAAACUCUUCAAGCAUGCUGUCGUGACGUCAUCAGGAGAUGUUUUACAGUCAAUCUGUAUACUGCAUUGCAAAAACUUAAUCUUCCUAAGUAUAUCAAGGAUUACAUGCUCUUCUGUGACGUCAGUGAAUACUACAAGUUUUUGACUAAUAUUAAUAUCAGACCUAGUUAGAAUCUACCAAUUUGACGAAUUAAUGUUUUAUGCAUUGUUUUGUUAUUGAGUUUUUUAAUAGGGACAUUUUGAAAUUUUAGGAAAAUGGCAUUUUUAUCAUGAAAUAUGAUUAGUUCAAGGAUGUGUACAGAGGCCGAAGAAAGGGAAUUGUGUGUCA
Molecule: messenger RNA, 948 nt
Organism: Saccostrea echinata
Lineage: Eukaryota; Metazoa; Mollusca; Bivalvia; Ostreida; Ostreidae
Product: poly [ADP-ribose] polymerase tankyrase-1-like
Exons: 3
Coding region: 27-791 (254 amino acids)
Biological process (GO): intracellular signal transduction
Molecular function (GO): protein binding
Source: RefSeq, a predicted model, not a curated record